AGAUGUCAAGGAGCAAGCGCAAGACAGAGUAAAGUGGAGACAACUUGUGAGGGCCCUAUGUACCAGCGGGGUACCCUAGGACAACAACAACAACAACAACAACACAUUUAAACCUGAAGAAACACUAAAUAGACAAAAUAAAACAAACCACACGACUUCACUGCUCGCGUUCCCGCCGAAAAGUCCAAGUCGUAUAUUUGUUGGAGAAGAAACGCAGAGUAAAAUAAAAUGAGAAAUGUCAAAAAAGUCAAUUGUCAUGUCAAUUUGGAUAAAAUUUGUUGGAACAAAAGAGAAAUAAUAUUUUGGACUGAUUGUUACGUAAAAGUCGCAAUGUUCAAAGCUAUCUGCCAGACAGCAGGUUUAUCGAAGAACCAUUUAUCAAGGUUUAAAGGUGCGUUUUCAACGUACAAUGUUCGCUAUGCUGAUGCAGAUCCAACAUGCCGAAAGGAAGCACCUAAAAUUGAAAACGAAUCCGUUUUGGCCUUGCCAGAAGAAGCUCGGCAUCAAAAAGCACUGGAUUCCACUAUUGUAGUGCCAACGAAGGCAGAUCUCAGCCCCAUUUUAGGAGUCCCAGAAGAACAUAUUAAGACUCGCCGUGUACGUAUUUAUCAACCUGCGAAGAAUGCAAUGCAGAGUGGUACAAAUAAUAUCCAUCAUUGGGAAAUGGAAUUUGACACUCGUCAACGUUGGGAAAAUCCUCUGAUGGGCUGGACAUCCUCAGGAGAUCCUCUGUCCAAUGUCAAAAUUCAGUUCAGAUCUCCUGAUGAAGCAAUUGAGCAUUGUGAGAAAAAUGGAUGGAUGUGGUACAUUGAUGUUCCUAAAACCGAGAAGGAUUUCAAACCUAAAAGCUAUGGGUUAAAUUUCGCUUGGAAUCGUCGUACUCGAGUCUCCACUAAGUAAAACGGUAGUUCAAAAAUGUUAAUUUUAUUAUAUUAAAUAAUGUUAUGAAAAA
This is a messenger RNA of Bombyx mori (domestic silkworm), 952 nucleotides long. It is a transcript of the gene ND-18, whose product is annotated as NADH dehydrogenase [ubiquinone] iron-sulfur protein 4, mitochondrial. The record is from RefSeq and is a predicted model, not a curated record. Gene Ontology annotation, biological process: electron transport chain. Bases 229 to 900 code for a protein of 223 amino acids. The transcript has 3 exons. NCBI's taxonomy places the organism in Eukaryota, Metazoa, Arthropoda, Insecta, Lepidoptera, Bombycidae.